Melozone crissalis (California towhee) is the source of this 339-nucleotide messenger RNA. RefSeq lists its product as uncharacterized. The transcript has 5 exons. The record is from RefSeq and is a predicted model, not a curated record. Lineage: Eukaryota; Metazoa; Chordata; Aves; Passeriformes; Passerellidae. The annotation marks the transcript as partial.
UCGUCCUCAUCCGCCCCAUCCUCCUCCUCCUCAUCCUCGUCCUUCUCCUCCCUUGCUUCCUCCUCCUCCUCCUCCUUGUCCUCCUCCUGGCCCUCCUUGUCCUCCUCCUCAUCCUCAGCAUCUUCCUCCACCCCCUCCUCGUCCUCCUUCCACCUCAUUCUUCUCCUCGUCAUCGUCCUCCUUCUCCACUUCCUCCUCCUCCGCCUCUCCUCGUCCUCCUCGUCCUCCUCCUCCCCCUCCUCCUCCUCUUUGUCAUCGUCUUCGUUCUCCUCUUCCACCUCAUCUUCCUCUGUGGCCCUGCACGAGAUCAUGUGGCUGAGACCAGAGGCGGCCUUGUAG